AUGUCGGAGCCAUCAGAAACAACACCGCUCAUCCCCCGCGCACCAGCUGUGCUCAGCAAGCGCCGCAUCGCCAUCUUCGCCAUCACGCUCAUCGUCUCGUUCCUCAGUAACCUGGCCGGCGGAAUCCUAACCACGUCUAUCGCUGUGCUCUACGAGAGCGCUAUAUGUCGACAAAUUCACCCCGACGUGCCGGAUCCGUUUCGAGACUCGGUCUGCAAGGAGAUGGCGGUGCAGCAGAAGCUGGUGACCAUAACGACCGUGAAUGUCGCGCUGGCGGCCGUGUGCGGCGGCUUGGUUGCUGUUCCGUACGGUAGGCUGGCCGAUACAUGGGGCAGGAAAUGGGUCUUGGUCCUGUCGAUAGCAGCGUCCGUGGUGAUGCAUGCGGCGCAGAUCUCGAUCGCUUGGUUUCCGAACAGUACCAUCCCGUUGCAAUUUAUCUGGCUGGUUACAGGUCUUGCAACUCUUGCCGGCGGCCCGUUUGUGUCUUUUACGAUGCUGAACACAAUGGCCUGCGAUGUAUCAACAGCACCACAGAGGGCCGUCGCUCUUUUUGUUCUAGGAAGCACUGCUAUGCUGUCAAAUCUCAUUUCGCCGUUUAUUGUGGCUGCGAUGCUCAGGCAAAGAAUCUGGCUGUCGCUUUAUAUCGGCUUAGGCAUUCUUGUCGCGGCUUGCAUCACUGCCGUUUUCGUUCCUGAAUCUCGCGACGAGGCCGUGACAGAAGACUCUGACGAGCUUAUCCUACCGGAAAGCACUACCAAUUCUUCGCCGAAGUGGUUCUGGAGGUUGGUGAAAGAGGCUAGCCCUAACUUUGGUGACAAUCAGGUCUAUGCUGCCGGUUUGUUUGCAGCUACAGCUUGCGCGGGCUUUGCGACAACUUCCCUUGGCUUGCUUGCCAUCUUUGGGGCUAUCCGGUAUCAAUGGGACUUUACAAACGUCGCUGUAAUAGAACUAUUACAGGGAAGUAUACAGUCCGGCGUGAUGCUCGUGGGGUUGCCGCUCUGUAGCUUCUUCAUGUCGAGGCGAGGCAUCGCAGCUCCGCUGAAAGAUUUAUGGCUUGCCAGGGGUAGCAUACUUGCGCAGGCUUUUGGCGUGUUUAUUUUGGGAUUGGCUACUAACGAACCGGUCUUUAUUGUUGGAGUCGUACUCUCCUCCUUGGGUAUUGGAAGCCUGAUGGCCCUGCGUGCUGCCGUUACCAACAUCACAUCGUCCAAGACACUGGCGGUGACAAAUGCGAUCGUCACGGCUGUAGUAGCACUGUCUGUGGCUGUAGCUGCAAUCGUUUGGUUUGCUGCAUUUAGCGUGCAUGCCCGUAUAUCACUUUGGGUUGGCGGGGGACUGUGCAUUGUCGCUCUGGGCAUUCUAUCAGUUGUUCGUCCUGGGGAAUCAUCUCAGGCAGCAGAUGAGGAAGAAUAA
Messenger RNA from [Torrubiella] hemipterigena, 1413 nucleotides. The record is from the annotation of a GenBank genome assembly. Lineage: Eukaryota; Fungi; Ascomycota; Sordariomycetes; Hypocreales; Clavicipitaceae.